GGAGCGAUCUGGACCAAUUGCGAAUAUCCCAGCGGCGGAGGAUAGACGCGGAUUGGACCACAGUCUCUCGAAUGAUCCGCUUGGAAUUUGGAAGUGAGAAUGAGGCAAGUUGCUACUGGACAUGUCGGCGUGAGAAAGUAGCCAGCAACAAGGCUUCAGAGAGGGAAACACUGCCGAGAGCUCCAUAGCAGACAGAUCUCAGUCGGUAGGGGUCGGAGAUGGGCCGCGGAGGUCAGAAGACCGAUACGGCUUUGGAGAAUGGAGGGCGCGGCUCGAGCAUCUUCACCUGGGAAGAGGUGCAGAAGCACUCCCGCCGGGGCGACCAGUGGCUCGUGAUCAACCGGAAAGUAUACAACAUCAGCGACUGGGUGAAGCGCCAUCCGGGCGGGAUUCGGGUCAUCAGUCACUACGCGGGGGAAGAUGCAACGGACGCGUUCGUGGCGUUUCACCCAGACACCAAGUUUGCGCAGAAGUACCUGAAGGCUCUGCAGAUCGGGGAGCUGGCGGCCACCGAGCCCAGCCAAGACCGCCAGAAGAAGGAGCGACUGGUGAGUGAGUUCCGCGACCUGCGUGAGGAUCUGGAGCGGCAGGGCCUGUUCCGUGCGGACCCCGUGUUCUUCAGCGUGUGCCUGGGCCACAUCCUGCUGCUGGAGCUGCUGGCCCUGCUGCUGGUGUGGACUGCGGGCACCGGCUGGCUCUCCUCCCUCACCUGCGCUGCCCUCCUCGCUACCUCACAGUCCCAAGCGGGUUGGCUGCAGCAUGACUUUGGCCACUUGUCUGUAUUUAAGAAGUCAAAAUGGAACCACCUGUUGCACAAGUUCAUCAUCGGUCACCUGAAGGGAGCCUCUGCGAACUGGUGGAACCACAGGCAUUUUCAGCACCACGCCAAGCCCAAUGUCUUCAGCAAAGACCCAGACGUGAAUAUGCUGCACGCCUUUGUGCUGGGAGAUACCCAGCCUGUCGAGUACGGUGUAAAGAAGCUGAAGUACCUGCCUUAUAACCAUCAGCACAAGUACUUCUUCCUUAUCGGCCCUCCUCUCCUCAUCCCUGUGUAUUUCCACAUUCAGAUCAUGCACACCAUGUUCUUCAGGAAGGACUGGGUGGACUUGGCCUGGUCCAUGAGCUACUACCUGCGUUAUUUCCUGUGCUUUGUGCCUUUCUAUGGAUUCUGGGGCUCCAUGGUUCUCAUCAGCUUUGUCAGGUUCCUGGAGAGCCACUGGUUUGUGUGGGUCACUCAGAUGAGCCACAUUCCCAUGUACAUCGACCACGAGAAGCACCAGGACUGGAUCACCAUGCAGCUGAAGGCGACCUGCAACAUUGAGCAGUCCCUCUUCAACGAUUGGUUCAGCGGCCACCUCAACUUCCAGAUUGAGCACCAUCUCUUCCCCACGAUGCCUCGGCACAACUACUGGCUGGCCGCCCCGUUGGUGAAAGCUCUGUGUGAGAAACACGGCAUCCCGUAUGAGGUGAAGACUCUGUGGCGCGGCCUAGUGGACGUUGUGAGCUCCCUGAAGAAGUCUGGUGAUCUUUGGCUGGAUGCGUACCUGCACAAGUGACCUCCAUCCUCUCCACGUCAACAGACACUGACCCCACAACAGACACGGCUCCAAGAUGCUCCUCCAAUCAGAUACAGUUCUUACUGCCAUGACAAGAUAGUACGUGAUUGUGCUUGGUCACUUCUUUCUGUGAUAACUUAGUGUUCAAUGAUAUACUAUGAAAUUCUCUAAAAUACACAGAGAGCAAUUAACCUGGGUUCUGACUGAAUGACUUUAUAAUCCUCUUAAAAUGAGAGUAGGGAUCAUGUUUGGCCAUCACUGAAUUUCCAUCUGACUCGGACUAAGCCAGUUAAAUCAGACAAUCAUAUAGACUGGUCAUCUCAUCUCCAUUCUAUAAGGAAUCUCUCACACACACCCAGACUGAUUAUCUAAUCUCCAUUCUAUAAGGAAUCUGUACCUUACAGGUUCUCCUUGUUGAUAAGUUUAGGUAUGGUACCACAUUUUAAUCUUUGUGUUUGCUGUCAUUGACUUUUAUAAGUAUUGACAUAGCACAGAAUGCUGGAAAAGAUUGAUGCUGAAAUCAUUGUAUUUUGUAGCCUGCUUUUGAGGCUGUCUUGUCUGCUCAGACAUCAGGAAGAAUAAAAAUACUAAGCACUG
Molecule: messenger RNA, 2153 nt
Organism: Sardina pilchardus (European sardine)
Lineage: Eukaryota; Metazoa; Chordata; Actinopteri; Clupeiformes; Clupeidae
Gene: fads2
Product: fatty acid desaturase 2
Exons: 13
Coding region: 219-1556 (445 amino acids)
Biological process (GO): lipid metabolic process
Cellular component (GO): membrane
Molecular function (GO): oxidoreductase activity, acting on paired donors, with oxidation of a pair of donors resulting in the reduction of molecular oxygen to two molecules of water
Source: RefSeq, a predicted model, not a curated record